AUGUCUGAAUUGGAUGAUUUAUUAAAUGAGAUGUUAGCAGAAUCAGAGGCUGCAUUAAAUGGUCAAUCAACAAUAAAUUUAAACAACAACAACAGCAACAACAACAAUAAUAAUAAUAAUAAUGGUAAUUCUGCAACAAAAAUAUCAUUUCAAGAGCAAAUGCCAAAUGGAAAUGGAAAUAGUUCAACAACAACCACAACAGCAGCCCAACAAUCAGCAACAGAGAAAAGAAAAUCAAGAUUAUCACAACAUCCAAGUAAUUUAAAUGAAGGAGGAUUUGAUUAUUUAGAUACACUCUUAAAUGAUAUGAGUGAUGAGUCAAUUAGAAAUUCAAUUAAAACUGAUAAUUCUAGAAUCAAAUCUUUAAGACUCACCUCAACCUUUGAUUUAGAAUCAACUUUAAAAGAUUUAGAAGAAACUUUUAUGAAAGAUAGUUCAAUUCAAAAUAAAAGAAAACCAUCUUCAUAUUUAUCUAAAAAUUUAUCACCACCUUCAAAUCCAUCAAAUAUAAUUAGUAAUAAUAAUGCUUCAACAUUACCACUACCACCACCACCAUCACAACAAGAUGAUGUAGUAAUAAUUGCAAAAUUACCACCACCUGUUUCAAUUUCUUUACCUCCACCACCAACAACUGAGGAAUUACCAUUACCACCACCAUCAACUGAAGAAUUACAAUUACCACCACCACCACCAACAACAACAACAGCAGAUGAACAAAUAUUAACAGAUAGUGUAAAGAAUGGUAAUCCAAUAUUAAAGAGAGUUUCAUCAGAAAGAGCAAUUAUUUUAACUAAAGAAGCAAUUGAUGCAGCAGAUUUAUUAGAUGAAAUGAUUGAAUCAUUUGGAGGUAUACCAGAACCAAAUGGUAAUAAUAGUUUACCAAAAGAGAUUAAAACUACAUCAAUACCAACACCAAUUGUAACACCAUCAACCACUACCUCUACUAAUACAACUACAGCAGCAACAGUUAAUAAAUUAAAUGCUAGUAAAUCACCAAAUGGUACAUUAACAACUAGACCAGCAGCAAAACUUGGUGCACCAGUUGAUAUUCAAGUAUCAUCACCAAAAGCACCAACACCAAUACCAACAUUAUCAUCACCAUCACCAUCACAAUCAGCAGCACCACAACCAGCAGCACCACAACCAACACCAACAUCACAACCACAACCACCAACAACAACAGUAUCAACACCUGUAUCACCAACAUUCAAAGAUUCAGAUCAAUUAUUAGAUGAUAUGAUUUCACAUUUUAAAGAGAGUAAUUCAAAUCUAUUAACAUCUUCAAGUAAUCUUGACCCAUCAGCUCCAAAAGUUGUUUAUACAUCACAACAAUUCUAUCCAUUAUCAGUUGAAGAACAAUCAUUACAAUCAAAAGUAAAAGUACAAUUAACACCUGAUGAACAAGUUAUUCAAAAGAUUUUAGGUAAUAAUGAUUUAGAUGAUGAUAUUACAAAUAAAAAUAAUGAUAAUAAUAGCAAUGGUAAUAAUAAUAAUAAAGAAUUAAUUGAUGAACAGAAUCAAAUUGAACAACAACAAUCAGAUAAAUCAUGGUAUAUUAAAGCACAACCAUCAGAUAUUAUUGGAUCAGGUAAUAAUGGUACAACACAAAGAGCAGGUAUUCAUAAGGAUAAGAGAAUAGUGAUGAAACAAUGGAAUUUCAUAACAUCACAAGCGACACCAAUGUUAUUCAAUGAGAUUGAGCAAUUGGUAGCAAUUAAACAUCCAAAUAUUUUAGCAUUGGCAGGAGCAUCAUUUGACAAUCAAACAUUCACCACCUUUACAGAGUAUAUCACUGGUAGCAAUUUAGAUAUCGUCAUAAAGAAUUUAGAUGAGAAGAAUGAACUUCAAUUAAUUCUUAGACUAUCGGAAGAGAUUGCUUCGGCCAUGUCAUUCCUUCACUCUUUUAAUAUCGUUCAUAGAUCAUUGCAUCCAAAGAAUAUUCUAUUGAAUUCAGAUUUGAAGAUCUAUAUCAAAGAUUAUGGUUUCACUUCAUUGAAGGAUGAAACUUUGAAAAAGAAGUUUAUGUCUUUUCAAUUAAAGAAUCAAUUAUUACACACCCAAUACCUUGCACCAGAGCUAUUCAAUGUUUUGUCAGGUUCAAAGGGUGGUUACGAUACAAAGGUUGAUGUUUUCAGUUUUGGUGUUUUACUUUGGGAGAUGUUCGCUCGUGAUAUUAAAUUAUCCGAUCUAAAGAGUAACACUGUCAAUGGUUAUACUCAUUAUCUUAGACCACCUUUACCAAAUUGUCCAUUCACAAUUGAAAAAUUAAUUAAACUUUGUUUAUCAACUGAUCCAUCCGUUAGACCAACUUUUACAACAAUUUUAAAAAUUUUAAGACAACCAUUACAUACAAUUCAAAGAUUUAAUAAACCAACACAACAACAACAACAACAACAACAACAAGAUCAACAACAACAACAACCAGAACAACAAUUAACAUCAUCAACUUCAUCAACUUCUACUCAAGAUUCAUUAGUUUCACAAGAACAAGUUGAAGAAAAAAUAAAGAAUGAAAUGAAUAAUCUUUUAAAUCCAAAUAAAAGAUUUAAUGAAUCAUUGGAUCCAGAAAAGAGAGUAAAAAUUGAAAAGAUUGCAAAUGUUGUAAAGGAUUUAAUUAGUCAACCAACUUUAUUGAAUUUACAUAGAGCAAGUCAAACCAUUGAUCAACUUUGUAAAAAUGUUGAAAAUAUUGAAUAUCUAUUGGAGGCAGAUUUCGUACCUUUAAUCUUCCAAUUGAUGGAUCAGCCCUAUGAUGAGAUUCAAUUAUCAUGUUUAAAACAAUUUUCAACAUUAAUUGAACACAAUGAAGAGAUUAUGAAUUUGUUUAGAAAUUUAUUGGGUAUCAAUAUCUUAAUGGAGACUUUGAAUUCACAAAAAGAGAAUAUCCUCUUCAUUACCCUACGUCUACUAUCACAAUUAUCAAAUGGUGCUGACCGUGAAGAGAAUAGAGAGCAAAUCCUCAUCAAAGGUGGUAUUCCACUAUUAAUCAAUCUAUUAUCUCAUCAGAAUGAAUUGAUUAGAUUGCAAAUUCUUUGGUGUUUAACAUUACUUUUAGAGUCAAAUUCUGUACAGGUUGAAUUUGUCAAAUUGGGUGGCGUAAAUCAAUUGUUGGAUAUGAUGGUACAUUCAAUUAAUAGUGGUUUCGAUUUACGUGUCGCUUCUGCACUUGCAAGAGUUAUCUCUUUGAAAUCCGUUCAAGAUCAAAUUAAUCUCGGUCAUUAUCGUGAAAGAGUUGUAAAGAAAUAUCUCUCCCUAUUGGGUGAUACUCAAUUCGAAGCAUUAAGAAUGUUGGGUUUAGAAGCAAUCGCUUGUUUAGUCUCAAAUAAAGAUAGUCAAUUCAUCUUAACUGCUUCAAAUAUUGUAGAUUUAUUAUUAUCUUAUUUAGAUCCAAAUUCAACUUCAAUGGCACCACAAAUGACUGCUUUAAAAAUCAUUUUGGUUUUAUCUGUAAAUCCAAUUCAUAUUCCAUAUUUAAAAUCAUCAAAUAUUAUUGAACCACUUCAAUACCUUAAAUCUUCGCCACACCCAUCAAUUCAAAAAGCUGUUGAAAAAAUAUUAAUGUUGGUAUCAUCAAAAUAA
This is a messenger RNA of Dictyostelium discoideum AX4, 3579 nucleotides long. RefSeq names its product armadillo repeat-containing protein. The record is from RefSeq and is a predicted model, not a curated record. Bases 1 to 3579 code for a protein of 1192 amino acids. Gene Ontology annotation, molecular function: protein kinase activity; ATP binding. NCBI's taxonomy places the organism in Eukaryota, Evosea, Eumycetozoa, Dictyosteliales, Dictyosteliaceae. The transcript is spliced from 3 exons.